GUGUAAAGAAAUGAAAUAAUCAACAUAACAUUUUGAUGGGUUUUGAUAUCUCUCUUGGUCUUGGUCUAGGCCUCCAUGAACAAAGCCAUAAGAAAAAGGAUGAUGAUCCAUUUAAUAAGGCAAACCCAAUAAUAUCUCUUACGUUAGGAGUAGGAGGAUCCCCUUCACAUGCUUCUUCUACAUGCAGUUUGCAACUCUCUUCAUUUUCCAAUUCUUCCACAAAUAUUAGCAUCAAGAGGGAGAGAGACAGCGAAGAAUUAACACAUGUGCCUGCAGCAUAUGUAGAGAAUAAUAAUAUUAAUCCAUCAAAGGUUCUUGUUGAUGAUGUUGAUGAAAAUGGUAACACCAACAGGAAGAAACUUAGGCUCACUAAACAACAAUCCCAAUUGUUGGAAGAGACCUUCAAAGAUCAUUCUACUCUCAAUCCGAAGGAAAAGCAAGAAUUGGCAAGGAAGCUGAAUCUUCGGACCAGACAAGUAGAGGUGUGGUUUCAGAACAGGAGGGCAAGGACAAAGCUGAAAAAAACGGAAAUGGACUGUGAAGAACUGAAAAAAUGUUAUGAAACACUAACAGAAGAAAACAAGAGGCUGGAAAAUGAGUUGAAAGAUCUUAAAUCGAUGAAAACAACAGAUGCACCAUUUAAUCAUAUGCAGCUUCCGGUAGCCGGUCUUACAAUUUGCCCUUCUUGUAACAGAAUUUGCACCGGAAGCGGCGGUGAUGAGAAUAGUAACAUUGGACCCUCUCCCACCACCACUUUGCUUCUUAGCCCAAAGCCCCAUAUUCACUUCUACACAAAUAAUAGUAAUAAUUAUUCGUUCACCCAAUCUUUUGCAACUAUUGCUAGCUAGGGCCUAGGGGGUAGCUAAAUACAAUUUCAUUUUCAAAUAAUUUUCUUUGGUAAUGAUACAUCAUACACGAUUCAUCUAUAGUACUAAUUACUAAUUAGAUACUAUGUGGCGCACUUAUGCUAUUAGCCCAUUAUGUAAUUUGUUGGAUUAAGUUUUUUUUUUUUUCUUUCAAUUUAUGUUAAUAUAUUAUAACCUUUAAAUUGCCAUUGUCUCAUAAUUACUAA
Messenger RNA from Cicer arietinum (chickpea), 1072 nucleotides. Its product is annotated as homeobox-leucine zipper protein HAT22-like. Gene Ontology annotation, molecular function: sequence-specific DNA binding; DNA-binding transcription factor activity, RNA polymerase II-specific. Lineage: Eukaryota; Viridiplantae; Streptophyta; Magnoliopsida; Fabales; Fabaceae. Gene Ontology annotation, biological process: regulation of DNA-templated transcription. The record is from RefSeq and is a predicted model, not a curated record.